This is a messenger RNA of Camelina sativa (false flax), 1531 nucleotides long. The record is from RefSeq and is a predicted model, not a curated record. NCBI's taxonomy places the organism in Eukaryota, Viridiplantae, Streptophyta, Magnoliopsida, Brassicales, Brassicaceae.
UCACUUUAAGCUCUUCUUAACUCACUCACUCACUCUCUCUCUCUCUCUCUCAAACAACCAAAUACUUCAUCUCUCUCUCUGGAACAAUGGCGAAGAAGAUGAGUUCUAUCAUCAUCUUCAACAUCCUCCUCCUCCUCACAAUCCAAACCCACGCACACAACGUCACGCGCCUCCUAGCAAACCACCCUUCAUUCUCCUCCUUCAGCCAUUACCUAACACAAACCCACCUCGCCGACGAAAUCAACCGGAGAACAACCAUAACCGUAUGCGCCGUCGACAACGCCGCCAUGGCAGCGUUAACCUCAAAAGGCUACACAAUCACGACUCUCAAGAACAUCCUCUCGCUUCACGUCCUUCUUGAUUACUUCGGAACCAAAAAACUCCACCAGAUCCGUGACGGUUCUGCUCUCGCCGCUACUAUGUUCCAAGCCACCGGAGCUGCUCCUGGAACCACCGGAUUCGUUAACAUUACGGAUCUGAGAGGUGGUAAAGUCGGGUUUGGUCCUGACGGCGGAGAUCUGUCUUCUUUCUUUGUUAAAUCUAUUGAAGAGCACGGCUGUAAAGUGUUUGCUGAGACUCUUCUCACUAACCCUGCAGCUUCAAAAACCUAUCAGGAGAGUUUAGAAGGAGGAAUGACAGUGUUCUGUCCAGGAGAUGACGCAAUGAAAGGUUUCUUGCCCAAAUACAAGAACUUGACAGCUCCAAAGAAAGAAGCGUUCCUCGAUUUCCUAGCCGUCCCGACAUAUUACUCAAUGGCGAUGCUCAAAUCCAACAACGGUCCGAUGAACACACUUGCCACAGAUGGAGCUAACAAGUUCGAGCUUACUGUACAGAACGAUGGAGAGAAAGUUACGCUCAAGACAAGGAUCAACACUGUCAAGAUCGUUGAUACUCUCAUCGACGAGCAGCCUUUGGCUAUUUAUGCCACGGAUAAGGUUUUGUUGCCUAAAGAGCUUUUUAAGGCUUCGGCUGUUGAAGCUCCGGCUCCUGCACCGGCACCAGAGGACGGAGAUGUUGCGGAUUCUCCAAAAUCAGCUAAAGGUAAAGGGAAAGGGAAGAAGAAGAAGGCUGCUCCGUCGCCUGAUGAGUCGGCUUUUGGUGACUCGGAUUCGCCUGCGGAAGGGCCUGAUGGAGAGGCUGAUGAUGCGACUGCUGAUGAUGCUGGUGCGGUUAGGAUCAUCGGAGGAGCUAAGGCUGGUUUGGUGGUGAGCUUGCUCUGCUUGUUUGCUUCUUCUUGGCUUCUAUAGUUCCACUUCUUGUUUCUUCUAUGUUCUUUUGUGAAUCUUUAUUUAUGGCUUUUGGGGGAAAGUAAAUGAGGAUUAUUUAUUUCCCCCCAAUUAUUGAGUUUUUUUUUUCUCCUUUUUUUUUUAAUUUUAAAAUUUGGUUGUCGAAUUAAUUUUAGUCGGUAGUUAAUAUAUUUUAUGUGUUCUUGUUUCACGUGUUUGUUUAGUUUAUGAUGUAACGAAUGGGUGUUGGGGAAAACUUAAUACUCUUUAUCUUCUAUAAUGAUACUCUCCUCUUGGAGGUCUAA